CGGAAGAUGGCGGCGGCCGCGAGCACCCUUCUCUUCUUGCCGCCGGGGACUUCAGACUGAGCCUUCCCGGGAAGAGUGGGGACUGCAGGCGCCCUGCGUCCCGGGAGCCCGAACCAACUUGGUUCCUCUGUUAGUGGUGAGGAGGGGCAUAUCCUCUUGUGUAGGACUCAGGCCCUUCCCGCUGUCAGGAUGAAGGCUCAGGGGGAAACCGAGGAGUCGGAAAAGCUGAGUAAGAUGAGUUCUCUCUUGGAACGGCUCCAUGCAAAAUUUAACCAAAAUAGACCUUGGAGUGAAACCAUUAAGCUUGUGCGUCAAGUCAUGGAGAAGAGGGUUGUGAUGAGUUCUGGAGGGCACCAACAUUUGGUCAGCUGCUUGGAGACGCUGCAGAAAGCUCUCAAAGUAACAUCUUUACCAGCAAUGACUGACCGUUUGGAGUCUAUAGCAAGACAGAACGGACUGGGCUCUCAUCUCAGUGCCAGUGGCACUGAAUGUUACAUCACGUCAGAUAUGUUCUAUGUGGAAGUGCAGUUAGAUCCUGCAGGACAGCUUUGUGAUGUAAAAGUGGCUCACCAUGGGGAGAAUCCUGUGAGCUGUCCAGAGCUUGUACAGCAGCUAAGGGAAAAAAAUUUUGAUGAAUUUUCUAAGCACCUUAAGGGUCUUGUUAAUCUUUAUAACCUUCCAGGGGACAACAAACUAAAGACUAAAAUGUACUUGGCUCUCCAAUCCUUAGAACAGGAUCUAUCUAAAAUGGCAGUUAUGUAUUGGAAAGCAACCAAUGCUGGUCCCUUGGAUAAGAUUCUUCAUGGAAGUGUUGGCUAUCUCACUCCAAGAAGUGGCGGUCAUUUGAUGAACUUGAAGUAUUAUGCUUCUCCUUCUGACCUGCUGGAUGAUAAGACUACAUCCCCUAUCAUUUUGCAUGAGAAUAAUGUUCCUCGAUCUUUGGGCAUGAAUGCAUCAGUGACAAUCGAAGGAACAUCUGCUAUGUAUAAACUCCCAAUUGCACCAUUAAUUAUGGGGUCACAUCCAGUUGACAACAAAUGGACUCCCUCCUUCUCCUCAAUCACCAGUGCCAACAGUGUUGAUCUUCCUGCCUGUUUCUUCUUGAAAUUUCCCCAGCCAAUCCCAGUAUCUAGAGCAUUUGUUCAGAAACUUCAGAACUGCACAGGAAUUCCAUUGUUUGAAACCCAACCAACUUAUGUACCCCUUUAUGAACUGAUCACUCAAUUUGAGCUGUCAAAGGACCCUGACCCUAUACCUUUGAAUCACAACAUGCGAUUUUAUGCUGCUCUUCCAGGUCAGCAGCAUUGCUAUUUCCUCAACAAAGAUGCUCCUCUUCCAGAUGGUAGAAGUCUACAGGGAACCCUUGUUAGCAAAAUCACCUUUCAGCACCCUGGCCGGGUUCCUCUUAUCCUGAAUCUGAUCAGACACCAAGUGGCCUAUAACACCCUAAUUGGAAGCUGUGUCAAAAGAACUAUUCUGAAAGAAGAUUCUCCUGGGCUACUCCAAUUUGAAGUGUGUCCCCUCUCAGAAUCCCGUUUCAGCGUAUCUUUUCAGCACCCUGUGAAUGACUCCCUGGUGUGUGUGGUAAUGGAUGUGCAGGACUCAACACAUGUGAGCUGUAAACUCUACAAGGGGCUGUCAGAUGCACUCAUCUGCACAGAUGACUUCAUUGCCAAAGUUGUUCAAAGAUGUAUGUCCAUCCCUGUGACGAUGAGGGCUAUUCGGAGGAAAGCUGAAACCAUUCAGGCCGACACUCCAGCACUGUCCCUCAUUGCAGAGACAGUUGAAGACAUGGUGAAAAAGAACCUGCCCCCGGCUAGCAGCCCAGGGUAUGGCAUGACCACAGGCAACAACCCAAUGAGUGGUACCACUACACCAACCAACACCUUUCCGGGGGGUCCCAUUACCACCUUGUUUAAUAUGAGCAUGAGCAUCAAAGAUCGGCAUGAGUCGGUGGGCCAUGGGGAGGACUUCAGCAAGGUAUCUCAGAACCCAAUUCUUACCAGUUUGUUGCAAAUCACAGGGAACGGGGGGUCUACCAUUGGCUCGAGUCCGACCCCUCCUCAUCACACGCCGCCACCUGUCUCUUCGAUGGCCGGCAACACCAAGAACCACCCGAUGCUCAUGAACCUUCUUAAAGAUAAUCCUGCCCAGGAUUUCUCAACCCUUUAUGGAAGCAGCCCUUUAGAAAGGCAGAACUCCUCUUCCGGCUCACCCCGGAUGGAAAUGUGCUCGGGAAGCAACAAGGCAAAGAAGAAGAAGUCAUCAAGAUUACCACCUGACAAACCCAAGCACCAGACUGAAGAUGACUUUCAGAGGGAGCUAUUUUCAAUGGAUGUUGACUCACAGAACCCUAUCUUUGAUGUCAACAUGACAGCUGACACGCUGGAUACGCCACACAUCACUCCAGCUCCAAGCCAGUGUAGCACUCCCCCAACAACUUACCCACAACCAGUACCUCAUCCCCAAUCCAGUAUUCAAAGGAUGGUCCGACUAUCCAGUUCAGACAGCAUUGGCCCGGAUGUAACUGAUAUCCUUUCAGACAUUGCAGAAGAAGCUUCUAAGCUUCCCAGCACUAGUGACGAUUGUCCACCCAUUGGCACCCCUGUUCGAGAUUCUUCAAGCUCUGGGCAUUCUCAGAGUGCCCUCUUUGACCCUGAUGUCUUUCAAGCCAAUAAUAAUGAAAAUCCAUACACUGAUCCAGCUGACCUUAUUGCAGAUGCUGCUGGAAGCCCCAGUAGUGACUCUCCUACCAAUCAUUUUUUUCCUGAUGGAGUAGAUUUCAAUCCUGAUUUGUUGAACAGCCAGAGCCAAAGUGGUUUUGGAGAAGAAUAUUUUGAUGAAAGCAGCCAAAGUGGAGAUAAUGAUGAUUUCAAAGGAUUUACAUCUCAGGCACUAAAUACUUUGGGGGUGCCAAUGCUUGGAGGUGAUAAUGGGGAGACUAAGUUUAAAGGCAAUAGCCAAGCUGACACAGUUGAUUUCAGUAUAAUAGCAGUGGCUGGUAAGGCUUUGGGUCCUACAGAUCUUAUGGAGCAUCACAGUGGUAGCCAGAGUCCUUUAUUGACCACUGGGGACUUAGGGAAAGAAAAGACUCAAAAGAGAGUAAAGGAAGGCAAUGGCACCAGUAACAGUAGUCUAUCAGGGCCAGGAUUAGACAGCAAACCAGGGAAGCGCAGUCGAACCCCUUCUAAUGAUGGCAAAAGCAAAGAUAAGCCUCCAAAACGGAAGAAGGCAGACACUGAGGGGAAGUCUCCAUCUCACAGUUGUUCUAACCGACCUUUCACCCCACCUACUAGUACAGGUGGAUCCAAAUCUCCAGGCAGUUCAGGAAGAUCUCAGACUCCCCCAGGUGUUGCCACACCACCCAUUCCCAAAAUCACUAUUCAGAUUCCUAAGGGAACCGUGAUGGUGGGCAAGCCCUCCUCUCACAGUCAGUAUACCAGCAGUGGUUCUGUGUCUUCCUCAGGAAGUAAAAGCCACCAUAGCCAUUCUUCCUCGUCUUCUGCUUCCAACUCAGGCAAGAUGAAAAGCAGUAAAUCAGAAGGUUCAUCAAGUUCCAAGUUAAGUAGCAGUAUAUAUUCUAGCCAGGGGUCUUCGGGAUCUAGCCAGUCCAAAAAUUCAUCCCAGUCUGGGGGGAAGCCUGGCUCCUCUCCUGUUACCAAGCAUGGACUGAGCAGUGGCUCCAGCAGCACCAAGAUGAAACCUCAAGGGAAGCCAUCAUCACUUAUGAAUCCUUCUUUGAGUAAACCAAACAUAUCCCCUUCCCAUUCAAGGCCACCUGGAGGCUCUGAUAAGCUUGCCUCUCCAAUGAAGCCUGUUCCUGGGACUCCCCCAUCCUCUAAAGCCAAGUCUCCUAUCAGUUCAGGUUCUGGUGGUUCUCACAUGUCUGGAACUAGUUCAAGCACUGGCAUGAAGUCAUCUUCAGGGUUAGGAUCUUCAGGCUCAUUGUCUCAGAAAACUCCCCCAUCAUCUAACUCUUGUACAGCAUCUUCCUCUUCCUUUUCCUCAAGUGGCUCUUCCAUGUCAUCCUCUCAGAACCAGCAUGGGAGUUCCAAAGGGAAAUCUCCCAGCAGAAAUAAGAAGCCGUCCUUAACAGCUGUCAUAGAUAAACUGAAGCAUGGGGUUGUCACCAGUGGCCCUGGGGGUGAAGACCCAAUGGACGGCCAGGUGGGGGUGAGCACAAAUUCUUCUAGCCAUCCUGUGUCCUCCAAACAUAACAUGUCAGGAGGAGAGUUCCAGGGCAAGCGUGAGAAAAGUGAUAAAGACAAAUCAAAGGUUUCCACCUUGGGGGGCUCGGUGGAUUCAACUAAGAAGACCUCAGAGUCAAAAAAUGUGGGGAGCACGGGUGUGGCAAAAAUUAUCAUCAGCAAGCAUGAUGGGGGAUCCCCCAGCAUUAAAGCCAAAGUGACUUUGCAGAAACCUGGGGAAAGUAGUGGAGAAGGGCUGAGGCCUCAGAUGGCCUCCUCCAAAAACUAUGGCUCUCCACUCAUCAGUGGUUCCACUCCAAAGCAUGAGCGUGGCUCUCCCAGUCAUAGUAAGUCACCAGCAUAUACCCCCCAGAAUCUGGACAGUGAGAGUGAGUCAGGCUCCUCCAUAGCAGAGAAGUCUUAUCAGAACAGUCCCAGCUCAGAUGAUGGCAUCCGACCUCUUCCAGAGUACAGCACAGAGAAGCAUAAGAAGCACAAAAAAGAAAAGAAGAAAGUAAAAGACAAAGAUAGGGACCGGGACCGGGACAAAGACCGAGACAAGAAAAAAUCUCAUAGCCUCAAGCCAGAGAGUUGGUCUAAAUCACCCAUCUCUUCAGACCAGUCCUUGUCUAUGACAAGUAACACAAUCUUAUCUACAGACAGGCCCUCAAGGCUUAGCCCUGACUUUAUGAUUGGGGAGGAAGAUGACGAUCUUAUGGAUGUGGCCCUGAUUGGCAACUAGGAACCUUACUUUUUAAAGCAAAAACCAUGGCCAGAGAAAAACUAAGUGUAUAGGCAAAUCACCAUAAGGAGUGAGACAGGUCUGAUUUUGUGUUUUAAGAGUCUUAAAUGGCAUGGCUUUGACACCAAGUGGGGUGAAUUUAGAAAGGCAUAGCCAGACCCUACUAAAGAGACCAUAGGGUUUGAUUCUGGUUACCACGAAUCACUUGUUCCUUUGCCAGAAAAAAAAAAAAAAAGUUAAAAUACUUGU
Globicephala melas (long-finned pilot whale) is the source of this 5178-nucleotide messenger RNA. RefSeq names its product mediator complex subunit 1 (gene MED1). Lineage: Eukaryota; Metazoa; Chordata; Mammalia; Artiodactyla; Delphinidae. The record is from RefSeq and is a predicted model, not a curated record. Gene Ontology annotation, cellular component: mediator complex. Gene Ontology annotation, molecular function: nuclear thyroid hormone receptor binding; transcription coregulator activity; nuclear retinoic acid receptor binding. Gene Ontology annotation, biological process: regulation of transcription by RNA polymerase II; cellular response to thyroid hormone stimulus.